Messenger RNA from Diorhabda carinulata, 472 nucleotides. Its product is annotated as cytochrome b-c1 complex subunit 6, mitochondrial-like. Gene Ontology annotation, biological process: mitochondrial electron transport, ubiquinol to cytochrome c. Bases 16 to 453 code for a protein of 145 amino acids. Lineage: Eukaryota; Metazoa; Arthropoda; Insecta; Coleoptera; Chrysomelidae. The record is from RefSeq and is a predicted model, not a curated record. The transcript has a single exon.
UGUCAAAUAAUCAAAAUGGUGUUCAACAAAAUCGGCAAUUACCUCAAAUUUCCAACGGCCAAAGCUAGCGAUAGCACUUGUAAAAACCGUGAAGAUAAAACUCAAGAAGAGAAAUCUUCUAUACGAUCUGGAGACGACGAGUCGCGUGAGGAAGAAUCAGUGGGAGAUGAAAGUGCAAGUCAACAAGAUGAAUCAUCAGAAAACGAAUCUUCAGACAGUACAUCAUCGCGAAACGAAGCGUCAGAGGAAGAAUUGGAAGAUCCUUUGGAAGUUUUAAGAUCAAAAUGCCGUGAAACGGAACUCGCUCAAAGAUUGUCUGAAAAAUAUCAAGCUUGUAACGAUAGAGUGAACGGGAAACGCAAUACUGCCGAGACUUGUGUCGAAGAACUUUUUGAUUGGUUACACGUGGUGGAUAAAUGUGUUGCCAAAGAUAUUUUUAAUCAUUUGAAAUAAAAAUAUUUAUGUAUUCCUA